Messenger RNA from Paramecium sonneborni, 1476 nucleotides. Lineage: Eukaryota; Ciliophora; Oligohymenophorea; Peniculida; Parameciidae. The record is from the annotation of a GenBank genome assembly.
AUGCAUAAUGAUAAAAAAAUUAAGGAAAUAAAAGAUAGUUUGUGCAACUUUUAAAUAAAACCAAUAACAAUAAUAAAAGGGACUUCUGGAAUAGGAAAGUAAUAGAUUGGAUAUUUUUAGGUUACACUUAGUUAAAAAAAUUUUAUCAGAAUUUAAGUACUAAAUUUUGGAGGUAGAUUCAUCAUUUAGAGACAUUUGGAUAUUAAAUAAUAUACAUCCAUUAUUGUAUUCAAUGCAAGAUUAACUAGCAAAAAUUGAUAAUUAAAGAGGUAUUAAUGGGUUUGAUAGUUAGUUAUAAUUUUAAAAGAAAUAAGUGGUAUAAAUAAUUAGAAUUAAUUAAGACAAUUAUAAUAAUAAUACACAUACACAAAAUGCAAUAAACCAUUAUUAAUAAUUGUAAAUACAACAGUAUUAAAAGAUUAUGAACUGACUAAAAUUCUAAGUAAAGAAUUUAUAAAAAUAUAUUGCAAUGUUAUUUUGCUGAUAAGUCCAACGAACAUUAAGAUUGAAAAAUAUUUGCAUGGUUGUUUUCCAAGAAUAAAUUCGAAUGUUUUACAUUAGGUAAAUAGGAUUUAUCGACUAAGAUAGCAGAACUGUCGAAUGGAGAUUUAAGAAAUGCGUACAAUUAAGCAUUUAUAUUUUCAAUUAAUUAUAGAGAAGAGAGUUAAUUCAAAGAUUCUUAACUAACAUUUUUUAAUACUGUGGGUAGAGUUCUAUAUAACAAAAGAUUGGAUUAAUUUAAUACACCAAAAUAAUUAACAUAUGAAGAAAUGAUAUCAAAACCUGAACCAAAAUAUUAUUUUAAUCCAUUUUAGUUAUUGGAAACAAUCUAAGUUACUUAAUAAACAUAUAGAGGGUAUAAAACUUAAUUUUUAAAUUAAGGUUUUUGUUUAUCAAUUCAUUGAAAUUUUUGCAUGAUUUGACAGAAAUGAAAUAGUUUUAUGACAUUCAAAGCGAAGCUGAUAUAAUUGAAAAAGGAUUAUUCAGAUAUGAUAGAGUUAAUAUGCAUAUUAUCUUUAGUAUUAAGGAGACAUUUUCAAUAAUCAAUAUUUAGUUAGUAUGUUUGUUACUUUGGGAUACAUGUAGAUUAAUAAACACGUUAAACCUCAUAAGUCCAUGAUGCUUACAUUAAAUGGUCCAUAAGAUUAUUAAUUUAGAUAAGAGAGACUAUUAAAGUUAAAUGAGAUGAAAUAACUCAAACCAUUCAAAAGUUAUUAAAAAGAACUUGUAUUAAGCAUUCUGUAUGGCAAAAGAGUAUAACUUCUCAAUUCAAAAAAUAAUUUUAUAUCAUAAGUUCCUGUGGAAGAGGAACUUUAUGAUUAACAUUGGUUUGAAGAGGAUUAAUUAGAUCAAUAACAAGUCUCAAAUAAAAAAUUAAAGUAAAAAAAUAUUAGACUGAGAAGAAAUUAAGGAGAUAUGAUUUCUAGAAAUAGAAAUUAAAGAAUAGUUGAGUAUAAUAAUGAAUUAUUUAAUUGA